AUGGCAACAGGACUGGCAAUAAUAAAUGCCCAAGAAAUACUGCUUCCUAUUAUUAUUAGCCAUUUUUUAGCUUAUGAGAGACUUUUGAAGCUGUUUAUUUUUCUUUCCUUGAAGCUUUUGGAUUGCUUUGGGAUUCCUGUGUUGAUGGCUCUCUCGUGGUUUGUUCUUCGUGCAAGAUACAGAGUGAUCCACUUCAUUGCUGUGUUUGUCUGUCUGUUGGGGGUAGGAACCAUGGUUGGUGCAGACAUCUUAGCUGGGAGGGACGACAACUCAGGGAGUGACGUGCUGAUUGGGGACCUCUUGGUCCUGCUUGGAGCUUCCCUCUAUGCCGUUUCUAAUGUGUGUGAAGAAUACAUUGUGAAGAAGCUGAGCAGACAGGAAUUUUUAGGAAUGGUGGGCUUAUUUGGAACAAUUAUCAGUGGCAUACAGUUGUAAGUGUCUAAGAUUUUUCUUAAGAACGAACUAAGCAUUCACUGGGACUGGAAAAUUGCCCUGCUGUUUGUGGCAUUUGCUCUCUGUAUGUUUUGCCUAUACAGCUUCAUGCCAUUGGUGAUUAAAGUCACUAGUGCCACCUCUGUCAACUUGGGCAUCCUGACAGCUGAUCUCUACAGCCUUUUCUUUGGACUCUUUCUGUUUGGUUAUAAGUUUUCAGGACUCUACAUUCUGUCCUUUACUGUCAUCAUGGUGGGGUUUAUCCUGUACUGCUCCACCCCAACGCGCACAGCAGAGCCAGCGGAGAGCAAUGUGCCCCCAGUCACCAGCAUUGGAAUUGACAACCUUGGACUGAAGCUUGAGGAGAGUGGUCUCCCAGAGACCCAAUCUGCGUUCUUGUAGCUGGAGAGGAUGGCACACACCUGUGCAGCACCAGGAGAAAGCAGAACCCACGGACUGCUGAGAGACACUUGGGGGAAUGAACCCUCUAUAGCAUGGAUUGCACUCAGUGGUUAGAUUUUAGAAAGGAACAUUGAACAAUGUAUCAAAAAUAGAUAUACCAAAAUAGAGCAGAACCCAAGACUAGGACCUGUUUCUUCUGUGUGAUAAGGACCAAAACCUUUGGGUGAGAGGGAGACAAGGUGUGGGCCCUGCUGCGGGUAUCUCAGAGGUACAUGUGAGAGAGCAGAAUGGGGGAAUACCCAGGAGGGAACCAGCCUUGGGCAGGGUCUGAAAGCAGGCUGUCCAGCCUGGGCUAAGUGCUCAGGAGUAGGGAUGGUCCAGGGCGGUUCUGGAACAGGUUUCCUCUGUUGGAAACUUUGGGGUUUUGUCCUGCUGAGGCAGUUAUCCACAGGCCUUGUGGCCUUUGGGCACAGAUGAGUCCUGGCCAC
This is a messenger RNA of Ictidomys tridecemlineatus (thirteen-lined ground squirrel), 1322 nucleotides long. The record is from RefSeq and is a predicted model, not a curated record. NCBI's taxonomy places the organism in Eukaryota, Metazoa, Chordata, Mammalia, Rodentia, Sciuridae.